ACGGUUCUUGGGUACUUGGCUGAUGCUGAACAUAUUACAGUUGCUGAACUUCACAGACGCUACAAUUUGCCUUUGGAAUAAUUUACAUUGGCUUUUUACAGUUUGAUUUACUUAGAUCUUUAGUAAUAAUGUCGGACACUUCCGAAGAAACUGUCAAAUCUGAACGUUCUAAUGAUAAGGAAGACAGCACAUGCCGAGAUUUUGCUCGUGGCCUCUGCGAUAGGAAAUUUUGUAAAUAUAAACAUGAAACUGACAGUAGGACACUAAAUUUCUGCCAUGACUAUCAAAAUAAUAUCUGCCCCAGGCCUCAUUGCAAAUUCAUCCAUUGCACUCCAGAAGAAGUAGAUGAAUACAAAAGGACCGGAGAGAUGUCGAAUCAAAUUCUGGCAGAGGCAACUCGAAAGAAUCAAUUACCGGGAACACCCCCUAUCUGUAAUCAGUUCAAAAAAGGUCUGUGUCGCAGAACGUUUUGUAAAUUCCGGCAUCUGUCGAAAGAACAGGAGGAGACGGAGAUAUUGGAGUUAAUCCAGAACAAUACCCAAAGAAAGCAUACCAAUUUACUGAGGAAUAAUGUCAAUGAGUCUCAUUUUGUUACUGUAGAAUCAGUUAAUGGAGUUAAUGAGGUAUUAAGAAGAAAUGGUGUCAGCUUUGAUGAAUAUAAAGACAGUGGGCUUCCUUUGGUAAAAAGAAGAUUUUUGUCCACUCAGGAUCAGGAAAUACUGUCAUGCGAUGUAAUAGAAGACCGAACAAGACCUGUUUUUAAGGGAUAUUUUGCCGGGAAUCCCCCAUCUCCAAUGCUCACUAGGGUCGACGCUAGGAGUUUAAUGUUGGAAGAGGAAAACACUUUGUUACACAAAGAAAUAGCUCAACUUAAAAGACAAGUGUCCGAUCUCACAGCAACAAAUGAGUUCCUCCUGGAUCAAAAUGCCACGUUAAGAGUAUCUGGCAAACAUAACGGUACAGUCAAUGUUCCAGCUGUGACUAUAACAAACACGAAUACGCCGCCGCAACAGGUCAACAGGACGGUCAUAGCGAGCGUCGCUACUGUCCCAGUUUCCCUCGCCACAGUUUCCACUUGCAAUCCGGUGUCUGGAAAUCAUUCGGUCUCCAUAGCCGGAUGCCCCGCAGUCAGUAUCGCGUCCCCCGCUCAACUCCUGGCCUCUAAUCAGCAGAUACUUGUUACGACAAACCCUACGCCACAGCUGGCCAUUGCCAACAGCAACCAGGCGCAGCUAGCCAUCGCACAACAAAACCUGGCCAACAAUUUAGCCCAACAGGCGCAACCCCAACUAACCUCGCAGGCCCAGCAACUGGCACUCGCCACAACCACCCAACAGUUGACUUCUCAAGCCCAGCACAUGGCCAACCAGCAGCUGGCCCUAGCCAGCACCCCUCAGCAGCUCACCUCCCAACCCCAACAGCUGACUCUGGCCAAUAACCCCCAAACACACCAACAGCUGAACCAGCAACUGUCCUCCCAAGCUCAACAGCUAGCCAAUCAGCAGCUGAACUCGCAGGCCCAACAGCUGGCCAAUCAACAGCUGACAUCUCAAGCUCAACAAUUGGCUCUCGCGAAUACAACUCAACAAUUAACGUCCCAAGCUCAACAGUUGGCCCUGGCCAAUACAACUCAACAGUUGACCUCACAAGCGCAGCAACUCGCACUGGCUAAUACUCCACAGCAGUUGGCAGUGGCUAAUGUUCCACAACAGUUAGCUCUAGCCAGCACCAAUCAGCAGCUAUUAGCGCAGCAAAACUUGGCUUCCAGCCAACAAAUGCAGGAAAUGCACAGGAACAGUCAGAUGAAUGCCAUUAAUACGUCGCAGGCUAUAGCCAUGUCGAAUGCGUCGCAGCCCAUGGUGUCUUAUCCGAUUAUGACUCAAAGCAUAAACCACGCACUGACGCAUUGAUUCAGACAGUAGUUGUGUUAAGUGCGAUCAACUUUUUUACAGAAGUAGUUUGAGUUAUUCCACAUAAUUUAUAUUUAAUUUAAAUCAAUUGGGUACCAGUAUUUAAAAAGUUUUGUGAAGGGACAAAAAUGUGAGUUUUGCAGUUUGUGAUUUGUUUCCAAUAUUUUACGAAGCAAGUCAUGAAUGGAUAUGUCCUAAAUGUGGUUGUGAAAAGAAGAAUGUCCGAUACGGAUUUUGUAGUGGUUGCUUUUAUUUUUAUAAGGGAAAAAAA
Molecule: messenger RNA, 2181 nt
Organism: Anoplophora glabripennis (Asian longhorned beetle)
Lineage: Eukaryota; Metazoa; Arthropoda; Insecta; Coleoptera; Cerambycidae
Product: zinc finger CCCH domain-containing protein 10-like
Exons: 7
Coding region: 129-1910 (593 amino acids)
Molecular function (GO): metal ion binding
Source: RefSeq, a predicted model, not a curated record